UUACUACAACUGCAGGGAAUACUGCCUUAUGGUUCUUCUAGAGUCUGCAGAGGGGCCAUUCACGGUCACAUGCAAAGGGAAGGUGCCAAGAACCCGGGGCUGCCGAGCUCCUCACCUCAUCUGAACAAGGAGGUGACGUGAAACUGGGGCACUUGCUGCUGGUGCCCCGGGCUUGGGUCUCCAUACCGCACACUGCAUUGCUUUUCCUCUCCAGGGUGAGGUUCCCCUGUGUUCUCUUUCCCAUGCCUCUGCAUCCUUAACAAACACGCCUUCCGACUCUCCGGGUAGCAGUCCCCUUUGACAGUUGAGAAGACUUAGGGUGUGGUACAGGUUGAUGUCCUAAUACCACCCUGUUCUUUCCUACCCAGAGUGGGGUCUUCGGACCUCAGUUUCUCUGUCCCCAGUGAUUGUCCAAUGAAGAAGUGGGUAUAGUUUCCCCGGAGAGACUCUUAUUUACCCCCAGCAAGUGGUGGGAAGAGAAUGUCUGAAGAGUCCCGGACAGCUUACUCCCAGGGAUGGAUGCUCACUGUCUUUGGCCCCCAAGGUGACAGCAUCGGCCAGUGGGUAUCAGAAUGCCUUCCCUCCUGACAAAGACACUUCCUUGCGGAGUUCCAGUUCUGAAUCUUUGUCUUUAGGGUGCCCUCCCCAAGCUCAGCUCCUUCUCCAGGGCCUGAAAGCUUCAGAAAUUAGGGGGGAAAUUAGGGAGGAAGAAGUAUCCCAUAAUCAGGCCUGGAGGAGGGAGGAGCAUUUCCCUUACCUGAGGGUGCCCGCCUCUGCCCUUGUUUGCUCUGAGAUAGGCAGUCUCUCUCCUGCCCAGCACAAGGCAGCUGCCCUUCGGGUUUUCCUAGACCCUCACGUCCUCCAGACUUACCGACCACAGCACCAGGAGACAUGGCUUGGGCCCUGGUGGGGGCUUUCCUCUGCGGACCCUUGCUGGGCUUCCUGUGCCUGAGCGGGCUAGCCGUGGAGGUGACUGUGCCCGCUGAGCCACUGAGCAUGCCAAUGGGCAAGACAGCCGAGCUGAGCUGCAGUUACAAGACGUCGGUGGGAGACAGCUUCGCCUUGGAGUGGAGCUUUGUCCAGCCUGGGAGGCCCAUCUCCACAUCUCUUCCUAUUCUGUACUUCACCAAUGACCACCUGUAUCCCACCGGCUCCAAAGCAGAUCGGGCCAGCCUUCUCCACAACCCCCCCACAGGAGGAGUGGCUACCCUGAAACUGACUGACCUCCGCCCCUCAGACACUGGAACCUACCUCUGCAAUGUUAACAACCCACCAGACUUCUACACCAAUGGGUUGGGGUUAAUCAACCUUACUGUGCUGGUGCCCCCCAGUCACCCCCUAUGCAGCCACAGUGGGCAAACCUCUGUGGGAGGUUCCGCUGCCCUGAGAUGCAGCUCCUCUGAGGGAGCGCCCAAGCCAGUGUACAACUGGGUACGUCUUGGAUCUUUUCCUACACCUCCUCCUGGCAGCAUGGUUCAAGAUGAAGUGUCUGGCCAGCUCAUCCUCACCAACCUCUCCCUGACCUCCUCUGGCACCUACCGUUGUGUGGCCAGCAACCAGAUGGGCAGUGCCUCCUGCGAGCUGAACCUCUCAGUGACUGACUCAUCGGAAGGCCGAGUGGCCGGAACUCUGAUUGGGGUGCUCCUGGGUGUGCUGCUGCUGUCAGUGGCUGCAUUCUGCCUAAUCAGGUUCCAGAAAGAGAGGAAAAAGGAACCCAAGGAGACAUAUGGGGGAAGUGACCUUCGGGAGGAUGCCACGGCUCCUGGGGUUUCUGACCAAGCCUCUGUGAGGGCCGAUUCCAGCAAAGGGCUCCUGGAGAAGUCCCCAUCCACCAGCACCGUGACGACCAAGUCCAAACUCUCUAUGGUUGUCUGACUUCUGAUCCCUGAAGGGGUGGUGAGGGGGGGGGGGAUGUUAAUAAUUAAAG
Peromyscus maniculatus bairdii (prairie deer mouse) is the source of this 1927-nucleotide messenger RNA. The record is from RefSeq and is a predicted model, not a curated record. NCBI's taxonomy places the organism in Eukaryota, Metazoa, Chordata, Mammalia, Rodentia, Cricetidae.